This is a messenger RNA of Lymnaea stagnalis (great pond snail), 9964 nucleotides long. Lineage: Eukaryota; Metazoa; Mollusca; Gastropoda; Lymnaeidae. The record is from the annotation of a GenBank genome assembly.
GCUAGCAAGCAUGGAGUACACUUCUACUGCUAGCGGUGAACUUUGGACUCCUUUGACGAAGCGUUGGUAUCCGUGUCUGCAGUACAAGUACAUAGUUGUUGUAUAUAACGGAAUGAAUUAGUAAACAUGUUUAGCCAAUAAUAUAAAUUAUAAAUAUAGUAAUUUAGGCUAGGCAGGCCUAUUUUAUUACGAUUACUAAAAUUAUAAGCGUAGACGGUAGACGGGCAUAUUAAAUUUAAUACUUAGAUACUUAAUCUUAGAUUUUAUUGCCUAGGCUAUUACUAUUACGAUGAAGAUUUACGCAGCAUGUCAUGACAUUUAUAAUUAAUUUGAUCCUUUUAACUACUAACUACUAGCUGUUAAUAGUGUUAACUAGGACUAGGGACAGUAGGGAUGAUCGCUGAUCAGAUGUCUUUAGAGUUUAGGCACAAAACAAUAAAUGGACCUUCAAAUGACUAUUUAUAAAAUUAAAAUAUAAAACAACCUAAAAACUACUUAACCCUUUCAUUACCGCUGGUUUUGGGCAUUGAUUUUUGCUGACUCAGCAAUAAAAAAAACUUUAUAAUAAAAAAAAAAAAAUUUCGGCUGAUGGUAGUUAUUUAAGUUAUGGAUGCCACGACGUUCAGGCUAGGCAUGCGGCAUAGGGAUCGAUUUAGGGUUCAGGUUAGGCAUAGGGGUCGAUUUAGGGUUCAGGCUAGGCAUAGGGAUCGAUUUAGGUGUCAACCAAGAUGAUGGCGACCAUUGAGAAAAUAAUGGCGUCCAUACUCACCAUUUACCAAAAUUUCCUAUAUUUUUCAUUCGCUAUCCGAUUUGCUUAUUAACUUCUCUAUAGAUUAACGAAUAAAGAAAUAUAUAGCAUUGAAAUAUGAUGUCGACGUGAUGUCCUUGGUAUUUCAGAAAAGUUCUUUGCCUCUUUGUUAUGACGACAAUGUGAGGUCCUUGGUAAUUGAAAGUGGGCGAUUUUUAUGUCAUCUGUAAUGAAAGGGUCAAAUUUAAACUAUAGUUGUAAUAGUAUAGAUUUCUAGAUAAGAGAUAGUUUAAGUUAAGAUUAACAGUCGGCCUAUAUUAUAGUAGUAUAAUCAUAGUGAGUUUCAGUUCAUUGUUCUGCAUGCUUCUAUAAAUAAUAGAUGGGGUUGCUAUUUCAAAAAGAUUUGGAACCAGUCUGACUGCCAGUCUUGUGUAUCAAAUAAUAAUUUUGCUGAUCCUUAGGUGAAAUUUCUAAUAACCCCCUGUUCAAUUAUUUUGUUCACAGAUUCAGCUAUGUCAAAGAUUGAAGACUUUUUUAAAAAGAUUUUCACCUGCACAGAUUGAACAUGUCAGAAUAUGAGAAUGUUCUUCAAAAGAUCCGACCAUUCGGACCAUAUCAAAUACGAACUUUUAUUUUGGUGUCCCUGUUUGAAACUCCACUAGCAUGGGCAAUGUUGGUGCCAAUAUUUUCUGCUGCUAAUCCAGGAUAUUUUUGUUCUUCACCAGUAGCAAAUAAAACAUCAGACUCAAGUCUAAUUUGUAAUAAAAAUGCUUGUCAAACUAUACAAUUCAAUCAAGAUUUUACAUCAAUUGUUUCUGAGGUCAGUAUUUUAUGUUUCAGAAUAUAUGUUAUAACUUUUCAACAUUUUUAAUUUUUUUUUGUCAUUUUGCUCUUUUUUGCCUUAUAAACUUAAACUAUACCUUUUUUGGCUGUGUUCAGAUAGAAAUUUUUUUAUGCCAUGUCAAGUUGGCUGCUGUCUUUCAACUUUGCUAGUUGAUAUUUUUUGUUCUUUUCAAGAAAAGAUACCAUUCUUUCACUACUUUAUGCCACCUAAUUAUUUGCCCAUUUUAAGUAUAUCCCUCACUAAUUCAAAAAAAUUUACCUCUGGCUCCGGUUUAUCAGGCAGAUGUGGUACCAUUGCUUGACAUCGCCAUUUAAGAACUGAACAAUAUCCAGUAAUUGUGAUGAAAAUAAUAACAUAACUUAUGUUGUUUUAAGUGGCUGAAUAAAUUAUUAUGAAAAACACAUUAUUAAGUGUCAUGAAUUGAAAACCAGUUCAAUUUUUUUUUAAAUGUUUUUUGUAUGUUAUUCAUCAUUUAAAAAAAAUUUUUAUCUCACAAAAAUAUGUAUUUUCUUCCUCUGUUUUUCCAGUGGCAUCUGAUUUGUGACUCCAAGUACAUCAGUGAGCUCAUAACAUCAUUGCAAAUGGUAGGGGUCUUGAUUGGAGCACUUGUUACUGGUCAGCUAGCAGAUAUCUUUGGUAGAAAAAAAGUUCUUUUCAUUGAAUAUACACUGCUCAUAAUUUUUUGGUUCAGUACAGGAUUCGCUCCAAGUUGGGAAAUUUAUGCUGCCUUAAGAUUUGUGGUCGGAGGACUUAUUGGGGGUAAGCUGGAAAUGUUUUUAUCAGUUUAUUUUAUUUUUACCAUCAGUUGACUUUCUGUCAGUCCAUACAAUGUAAGGUGAAUUUAUUAUCUUUUAUUCUUUAACUAGCAGAAUUAAACGAUUACUCUUAUUAUGAUUUUCAGGUUGCCUAGUUGUUAAUUUUGUUCUUCCACUGGAGUUUGUGACACCAGAAUGGCGAACAUUUUGUGGCUGCAUAGGUUUCUGGGCUGUGGGUCUCAUGACUUUAGCACCCUGGGCUUACUUUCUAAGAAACUGGAGGCACUUAGAUAUUGCCAUGUCUGCAACUAGCAUCACGCUUUUACCCUUAUGGUGGUGAGUGCCAAUGUUUUUAUUGGCUGCUGACCUAGGAAUCUAUAUGCAAAUUAACUUAAAUCAACCAUGUGAAUUUUAAAUAAAUGCAGUUUUUUUUUCAUUAUUGAGGACUCAUUAAACUACUCAUGAUUGGGAUGUUUAUUUUUAUGUGCAUUUUUUCCCUUCUCUCCUUGUUCAGGCUGAUUGAUGAGAGUCCCAGAUGGCUAUUAAGUCGCGGCCACCUUAAGGAGGCCAGCGACAUACUUAUAAAGGCAGCAAAAUUUAACAAAAGUCAAGUUCCUGAUCUGAGCUGUUUAGACCAAUUUGUCAAGGUUAGAAAGAUUUAUUAGCAAACCUUUAUGUACAUUUCUACCAUUUAAAGGUAUUACUAUGUGAAGUGCUAUGAACUGUUUGCAGUAGUCUAUCCCACAACUGGUUUGCUGCAUCUUACUUGUGUACCACGUGUGCCGUCAAACCAAGCUAAGUGUGCCACAGCGAAAUUCCUCAAAAGGAAUGAAAAACCUAUGGGGACGAUUUAAGUUUUGUUUACUUUUCCAGAAAGGUCUACAUUAUAUUACAUAGAGGGAGAGACACUCACUGGCCAUUGAAUUUCUAGACAUUCUGUUCUGUAGGGAAUUCUAUUCUGGAGGGAGCUACUCCAUCACUAUAAAUACGACAAUUGACUGUGACCAGACCUGUUUACUCUUUCGAUUUUGAUGUACAACGUACGAUUUUGAUAUGUUUUUUUAUGAUUGUAUGCCAAGACCUAACAGAACUAUGAUUUUAAGAGACUGGGUUGCAAAUAAUUACAUUAAGGUAGUUUUUUCCGAUAUAAAGAAAUAAAUAAUUAAAAGAUGUGUGCAUUUUCGGUUGUUAGUAUUAACUUGCAUCUGCAUUCUGAAACUAGCUGUGAAUGGAUCGAGAAAUGUUAGUGGUUGAGGACCAUCUCUCAAUACAUUAAGUUUGCUCUUAGAGGGAAUGGAGCGGUGUUGAUUUAGGAGAUUUUGUGUUGGGGUGGGGGCUAAAUAUUUAAGUCAAUAAAAUCAACACCGCCACAUUUUCAUAAUGACAUUGGUGAUAUUUCAGUAAUAUUAGCAUUGUCGCCCUACUGACAAUUUUAGUAAAUCCGCUGCAAUCCAUUUAGUAUGUACACUGUGAGGGGAGAUAGGGGUUUUUGAUUUUUGAGAUUUUUUGGCCUAUCGAUAACUGCAAAAAGUACAUAUGUUAUUUAAAAACUCUACAAUAUUCAUCCUGAAUGUCCAAAAUUAGCAUAUUUAUAUCUCAAAUACUGUAAAAGUAUCACACAAUUUAUAUAGAAAUUAUCUUCAUAAUGGUGCCAUGUAUUUUCAAAAAUGAACUCCAGAUAGUUCUUAGUAGUAGAUAAAUUACAUUAAUAAUUAGUCCACAGUAUGUUCAAUGCGCAUGUGACAUAUAUUUUGUUUGCCUUCGUCAGUGCUGCUAAAAUUUUCCUUUCCCGGCGCCUAUGCUAACUUAAGGUUUUCACCAGGCUCCCUGUGUUAAAUUCUAACUGGUACACUUCAAAAUAGGGAAAUAUAAUACAAAUUUUAAAAAAAGGUUGGGUAAAAAUAAAUAUAACACAUAUGUAAAUCACUAAGGGCCAUAUAGUAAAUGCAAACUGUAGUUACUCUAGUGCAGCGGUUCUUAACCUGUGGGUCGCAACCCCUUUGGGGGUUGAACGACCCUUUCCCAGGGGUCGCCUAAGACCAUUGGAAAACACAUAUACUGUACAGUUGUGAGGUAGCAAUAAAAAUAAUUUUGUGGCUGGGGGUCGCCACAACAUGAGGAUUUGUAUUAGAGGGUCGCGGCAUUAGGAAGAUUGAGAACCACUGCUCUAGUGGGUUACUUGGGGGUAGAAAAUUUGACUUUUUUUUUGUAAUUACUAUACAGAUGGCCCCUCCUCUCAGUUUUUUGCUGCGGUGCUGUAUGAUGUAAUUUUGUGACAUAAAUAUUUCUUACGGCUGAACCGCAACGAGUCAAAAACAGAGGAAACUAGAGAAUGCAUUUUCAACUGUUCUGCGCAGCAACAUAAGAUUUCAACAUAUUUUAUAGGAACGGAGAGGGCCUUUCACAUCAUUUUUAGAACAAAAAACAGCCAUCCAAUUUUUAAUACCCCCUCUUCCAAUCACCCAUUUACAGCUUGUGAUAGUUAUGAGACUGUAAUAUGUUAGUGGGAAAUAGGCAUAAUUGAUAUAAUUUAAGGCAUAAAGUAAUAUAAUUUAAUUUUUCCUCCAUAUUACUUUGAAAUGAUUUACUUUUAUGAGCAUCUGACCUAACUGCUUUCAAUGACAAAAAAGUAGAUUCAUCAAUCAAAGUCUGGUUAUAAUAUAAGACAUUUACAAUUUCACCUCCGUGGAAAAGAGAUUUACAAAAUCAAUUCUGCAACAGCACAUCUGCUGAAUCAAUAGGCAGUGACGUACUCAUAAAAAAUGGAUUGAGUUACUUAGUUAUUAUAUAGUGCUAUGAAUAUUUUAAGAAUGUUUUUAAAUGAUAAACAAGAUUAAGUAUAUGUUAACGCUGAAAAGCCGUACACUUUUUUCUGUAUAUUUAAAUUCAAAGGAGUUGUUAAUGAAUGAACUAAGGAAGGGUUUUUAAGCUGCUUUGUGUCCUUUUCUCACUUUGAAUUUCAGCAGUAAAAUAAGAUGCAUUUUAAAAAAAUGCUUGAAUAAUGCUUGUAUUUUCUGCAGAGAGAAAGGAUUAGAAAGGAUGAAGAAAAGAAGUACUCUUACUGGCAUCUCUGCAAUUCGUUGACUCUAACGAAAGGAUCCCUCAUUUGUAUGUUUGGAUGGUAAGACUUUGCUGAGUAGAUUUAUUCUUAAUAAUAUUCAGUUGUUCUUUUUUUGUUUUUUUUUUGGGGGGGGGGGGGGGGGGGGUGUUGUACUUAAAAUCUUCCCAGCAUGUUAAAAGUAAAUUCAUAUUUAAAUUUAUAUAACACUUAAAUUCAGUGUUGUUUAAGAAAGUUUAAGAGUAACUGAAAUGUAAGAAAAAACACCAACAGUUAGUACUUAAGCUAGCUAACAGAUUUCAUGCAAGUAAUGAGUUUUAGUUUUGUUAAUAAAACAUGACAAUACACGUUUUAAUAUUCAAAGUUACAAAUAUAUAUGUGAGGGUUUGUUUUAGUCAAAAUAGUUAACUAUUUUACUCGUACGGUAUAUACAAGAAAUUUAGGGUAAAAAAUGUUACUUAAAAUUAGGGUUUGGCAUAAUACACAUGUGUAAGAAAUAUGUUUAUUACCCUUGCGAUAUAUACUAAUGCCUAUGCAGCCUAAUCCACUUGGCACAAUCACAUUCUUUGACCGAGUAUGCAUCAUAUCUGCAUAUAACACCAGUAACAUUAAGUAACGCCCCUUUGAAGGGAUAUAAGCAUAGUUGUAUCGGUGUGAGUAUGACCACAGUUCAUUUUACAUAUUAUAAUAAUUGAAAGGAUUUUGACAUUUUUAUUUUUUAAGAUAAAUAUUGAUUCCAUUAGUUCGUAUUGAUUUAUUAGGAAACAAGAUUAAUAUAUUGCAUUAUACGUGGACAUGGGGUUUCCAGACCCUUCCGAUUUAGUUGGAAUUAUACUGUUUUUUUAACACCUCAUUCCGACCUUCCAACAAAAACCCCUUGAAAUUUCGAUUUUUCAAAUUUUAUAAUUUUUCACCCGUCAUAAAAAUCCGAAAGCGACCAAAAAAAAAAUAAUUAAAAAUUCGUGUAUGAUAGGAAGUGUUGUAUUUGUUUUACAAAUUGUCUACAUGUCCGGCGACAGGGCGAAUAAGUGAAUAAAUUCUUGAGAUAUUUGUCCGGUUAUUAUAUAUUCAACCUAGUCACAUGACCACCGCAACAAAGUUGCACGAGAUAUUUGUCCAUCACCCUUGUCAUGUGACCGCUAAUUGUAGAUUAGAGUAUACAUACUUCAUUUCAACAAAUUCAAGAUACUCUGGAAAUUCACACGUAAAAAUAAAUAUGUUCAAUUAUACAAAAGAAAUAAUAGAACCAUUGCUGGUAUAUAUAAUGAAAAAUUGAUUAAAAAGUGACAAUGUUUUUUAUAAAGCGUGGCAGGCUUGCCGGAUGAAUAUCUCCCGCACAAUUUUCCCGGUCGCCUGAUGGGUAGACACUGUCUUGUUUUUAUCGAAGUGAACCGCAAUCUUCAAAUUAUUCUUCAAUCAUCAGUUGAUCUUAUCGUGAUUUAUCCUUUUUAUAAGGUUAAAAAAUAAUUCAGACUUUUUUUUUGUUAAAGCUUUUCUUAAUUAAAUGGUUAAAUCUAUUGAAAGUGAUGGGCACAAUGUUAUUAAUUAACAUAUUUUAACCCCCCAAAAAACAACAUACAACUGCAGCUAAAAGUAAUCUGUGUCUAAUUUCUUUGCUAAAGAAUCGGAAGAUUCAAUUAGCAGAUCAUUUUAUUUACCACCUUUCUUAAUAAAGGAAAUAUUUCUCUAGCCAACGCUGAUCGUAAUGCCAGAGUCAAAGAAAUGUUUUCAGACUUGCAGAAUGCUAGAAGAUUGUAAAGAAAAAUUACAACGAAACUAUACUUUUUCUAACUUGUUUGUAACUAAAAUCAAUUGCAAUGCUAGCCUUCAGUUGUCCAAAGAGCUGUUAGACAAGUACAAAAAGGCCACUAAGGAUAUGCUGGAAAACUGAACUCUUAGAGUCUUAGCAGCCUGUGUACAUAAUAUGUAAAUAAAAUGGAUCUUCUGUUCUAUACUGUAUAUAUCUGUAUAUAAACAUUUCCAGUAAUGUUUUUCUCAUGUUCUGUGGUGAUAUGUGGACUCUUUAAAGACAAUUGAGGUAACUUUAUAUUUCUUUUAUUUACUAAAAAAGGCGUGUGCAUUAGAUCUCAAACCAACCCCCCCCCCCCACGGGGCGCCACCCCCUGAGGGGCAGCGGUCCCACUUCCCCCCUGCAUGCAACCCCCUUCAGAUUUUUUUUCUUUGCAGGUUGAAAGGUCUGGGUUUCAGAGCUUUUUGCAAACAAAACGUUAUGGGAUCAUAUUAUACUUGGAUAUUUUAUAUGUAGUGAUGUAGUAAUGUAUGGUACUUUGUUUAGUUUUAAAAGUUGAAUUUUGUAAGUCAAAAAUUUUAUUGUUUAAAAUUCUUACAGGUUUGUGUCAAGUUCAGUGUAUUAUGGCCACAACUUUAACAGUAAAAACUUGGUUGGUGACAGAUACAUCAAUGUUUUUAUAUCAGGGAUUGUGGAGAUACCAGCACUUUUCUUUGUGCUUUUUAGCAACAACUAUUUUGGUCGACGCAAAACUGUUUUCUGUCUUAUGCUUAGUUCAGGAUUAGCAUGUUUCUCCAUUCUCAUUAUUGCAUUAAUGGGUAAGAUCCUUUUAAACAACUACUACUUGCAUAAUGUAAAUAGAUUUUUUUAAAAUUAUAUUGCAUGCAGUGUUAGUUUUAAAAAAUCUAAAAUUCACUCAGCAUUUUUAGUUUUUCCCUCUUGAUUUUGAUACUGUUUAUUUGGGACAGAUGUAUGGUAAAUAAAGUCAUGAAAUAAGCAUAAAAAAAUGUCCUCAUUCACAGGUAACCUUGUAACUCUGUCAGCUCUAACUCUGACCAUGGCUAUGAUUGGAAAGUCUUGCAUUGCUGGAGCCUGGGCAGCAGUGCAGAUUUUCUCAGCAGAAACUUUUCCAACUGUUAUAAGGCAAGUGAAUAUUUCAUUUUUUCGAAACAAGAGAAAAAUAUUCCCCAAUAUUAUGUUUUAGAUGAAAAAAAAAAGUCAUUUGUGCCAUUCCAUAUAUAUAAUAUUGUUGCUGAAGGAGUUAAUAUGUUUGUACUUUUUCACAUAGAAUGUACUUUUUCACAUAGAAUGCUUUUUCACAUAGAAUGUACUUUUUCACAUAGAAUGUACUUUUUCACAUAGAAUGUACUUUUUCACAUAGAAUGUACCAGAAUUUAAUUUUAUACAUUGUUAGUCUCAUUUUGAAAGUAUAUUGUUGAUAUUCUGUGAAACUUGUACUGAUGAAAACUAUAUUUUUGUAAAAAUAGAAAUAUUGGAAUUGGUGCAUGUUCCAUGGCAGCUAGAGUUGGUGGAAUUGUAGCGCCACAGUUUGGAUUUUUGGUGAGUCUCAGAUUUGUUGACGGAUUAAGAGAUGAAUCCUUAGUGGUUGACCCCAGUAGAGAAGUGUUUUAGAUACAACAAAAUACCAGACCCGAAAAAACCUAGGUGUUCUCACUUUUGGUUUUUGUUUUAACCUCAAACAAUAGCUUAGAAAUUAUAGUUACAGCAAAUAUGUGAUCAGAACAUCAGCCCCAGGUAAAUAUUAUGACGAUAUCUAAUAAAACAUUGAACCCUAGACAUGUGGAGAUGGCAAAUACUAUAAAAGUAAUUGUCAUUGACCACAAGAGUAUAAACAGGAUAUUUUUUCUUCCUUGCAACCAGAUGAAAGUUCAUACAUAUCAUCAGACAAUGCCAGUCUAAUGAAUUUUGGGUGAUACUAGUUUUACAAUAGUCCUAUAAUUUGCUUUCUAUGAAAACUGUUUUGUUUGAUAUUAUUUUUACAACAGUCCUAUAAUUAAAUUAAUUUGCUUUAUAUGAAAAUUGUUUUGUGUGAUACUAUAUUUACAAUAGUCCUAUAAUUUGAUUUAUAUGAAAACUGUUUUGUAUGAUACUAUUUUUACAACAGUCAGUCCUAUAAUUAAAUUAAUUUGCAUUAAAUGAAAACUGUUUUGUGCUAUCCACAGACCAGGAUUAAGUAUAUAAAUUUAAGUAGGCCACAAAGCAUAAGAAUAAAAAAUAAUCUGGCCACCAAUAUGAAAACUUUAGGAAAUGCUGCAAUGGACAUUUUAUGUAAAAACAUUUUUUAUCCUAAUUUUAAAAUGUAUUGGAUUAAUUUAUUUUUUUUAAUUCACGCAGGGUCAGACAACAAUUCACAUCCCAUUUACCAUCUUUGCCAUUCUGGCUGUGGUCUGCAGCUUCCUGAUGCUACUUUUGAAAGAAACAAAAGGAGUUCCACUCCCCGAUAGAUUGCACCUUCAUCUGAAAGAGGAUGAAAACUUAAGCCCAAUAAAUAUGUUCACCAAAAACGGUUUAGUCGCAUUAGAGCAGGGUGGGGGAGAUGUGUUGGAGACCAGUCUGUUGCAGACACCUAAUGGUGACGCUCUACUAGAGACAUGUGAUUUGGACACUCCAAAUCAAGAACAAAAUGCCAUUUAGAUUUUCAUGGAGUGGACUGGUUUAAAAUUCAAGUUCAUGAAAAAAUAUUUUUGUCAUUUAAGAAACAUCAGGCAAAAAAUCAUUGAAAUAAUAAUGUUAUCAUUUAAGAAACAUCAGGCAAAAAAUCAUUGAAAUAAUAAUGUUAUCAUUUAAG